GAAAAGACAAAUUAAACGAACUUGUAGACCAUGAUUAAAAGAUGUCCCUGUAAGCAUUGAGUGAACUUGCUGGCAGUGUGACCAUGGGUAGGAACUCGAUUUCUUAACCCGGUAGCGCUCAUCGGAGCGGUGUGCGUAGUUACACAGCAACAUGGCGUUGCACUGUGGUAAAACAUUCUGUCAAUAUUUGCUACAUUUAGCACAUGAUAACGUCGAUUUCAGAUUACCGGUAUGGCGUGUAUCGUUUCUUAAUACGGAGAUAAAGUCAUUACUGUCCCUUAGGGGUCGAAAGUGUGAUCCCCCAGAGAACUUCAAAGAGAGGUCUCCGUUUUGGCGACUAAAUGGUCUUUCAGAGGAUGAUGUCCACAGUGUAAUGUCACGAACAGUUUGCGCCAAGUCCGCAUUUGAGCUUUGGGGUCAUGGGAAAACAGCCGCAGAGCUCAAGUCAUCACUAUUGGAGUAUCCAAAAGAGCGCAUGACCCCCUUUCUACAACAAGAAUCUACCUACAAGAUUAAUGUCUACACGUUCAAUAAAACAUUGUUGUUUAAGGACAGAAUAGAAAAAAUAAAUGCCUUGGACUUCCUGCCCUUUCAAGGGAAAGUCAAUUUGAAGCAUCCUGAUCACAUUUUCUGCUUACUAGAAGACUAUGGCCUGGAUCCUAAUGACAUUCCAGAGGAACCAUUUUAUAUAUAUUUUGGAAGAUGGAUUGCAGAUGGGCAAAGGGAACUGAUCCGCUCCCACAGUGUGAAGAAGAGACACUUCAUUGGGAACACGAGCAUGGAUGCGGGCCUUUCUUUCAUAAUGGCCAACCAUGCCAAAGUAAAGCCUCAUGAUCUGGUUUAUGAUCCUUUUGUUGGAACAGGUAGCCUUUUGGUUGCAUGUUCACACUUUGGGGCUUACGUGUGUGGAACAGAUAUUGACUAUAACACCAUCCAUGGAGUAGGUAGAGCUAGCAGGAAGAAUCAAAAGUGGCGCGGUCCAGAUGAGAAUAUCAGAGCAAAUCUCCGGCAGUAUGGGACAGAGGUCUUCUAUGUGGAUGUCAUGGUGUCUGAUGCCUCUAAGCCUGUAUGGAGGAAAGGGACACUGUUUGAUGCCAUCAUCACAGACCCUCCUUAUGGCAUCCGUGAGUCAACAAGGAGAACAGGUUCGCACAAAGAGAUUACAAAUCCUCCUGAGAACUUGUUUGGCGAGAGCCAUGUCCCUGUGUCCAUGGUUUACCAUCUCAGUGAUGUCUUUGCUGACCUCUUAAAUUUUGCUGCUUAUCACCUGGUCCUAGGUGGACGGCUAGUCUACUGGCUUCCAGUUUACAGGCCAGAGUACUGUGAAGAGAUGGUGCCGCUACACCCCUGCCUCCGCCUCGUCAGCAACUGUGAACAGACUCUGUCUAGCCACACAUCCCGAAGGCUCAUCACUAUGGAGAAGACUAAGGAUCCAGAGGAGUCAGAUGCACUACAACAAUUAGCAAACCCACGCUUCACCCCAAACCAGGGCCACAAUUCCUUCAGAGAGAAAUACUUCAGUGGCAUCACAAAAAAAAGCACUGCAAAAGCAAUGACAGAACCACCUCAAACAAAGAAGAGUGACUGAAGAAAUUAAGAUUUUAAAUGUUUUAAUUUAUACUAUGCCAUUUUCUGCUUCAUUUUGGCAAUGAAUACCCUUUGUAAUUUCAUUUGGACUUUUUUUUUACUUUUUAUUUUCUUUUUUUUUUUUACCAACUUCAGAAUGUGAUUUGAAUAAAAAGUUCAUGCUCCUUGUCUUAA
Molecule: messenger RNA, 1761 nt
Organism: Electrophorus electricus (electric eel)
Lineage: Eukaryota; Metazoa; Chordata; Actinopteri; Gymnotiformes; Gymnotidae
Gene: trmt11
Product: tRNA methyltransferase 11
Biological process (GO): methylation
Cellular component (GO): cytoplasm
Molecular function (GO): tRNA (guanine(10)-N2)-methyltransferase activity; nucleic acid binding
Source: RefSeq, a predicted model, not a curated record